AGAAGCCACAGCGAUCAGCACGUAUCGCGCUGCAUAUCGGUACUGACGGGAGUCUCCGAAGCGCGCGAUGCAUCUCUCCCCCUCGCUCCGCAACGAGUGCGGGGCAUCCGUGAAGAAAAAGAAAGGAAAGAGAGAAAAAAAGCCAUGAUAUCAUGUCCUCCGCUUCAUUCGUGCGGGUGUAAUUGGAGCUUGCAUAAAUACUUCAACCCUCUUCAUUGAUCGGUCGAGCCAACAUAACAUGACGAUGGUCAAUACCGCGAGCUCUCCCCUCCUUAACGCCAAAAGCACGGUGGUGCGGUAUCACGGGAAGAUUCCGUACGUGCGGCGUCUCCCUGCGGCGGUGGUGGGAAUCAUUCUCGCUGUUAUCGUGGUGAAUGCGAUUGUCUGGGCUGCUGUUGGGGUUGUUUUGCAUUUCAACGGAUCCCUCCUUGCAACCACAGUCCUAGCCUACACCCUCGGCCUCCGCCACGCUCUCGAUGCGGACCACAUCGCGGCGAUCGACCUGAUGACCCGCCGGCUGAUCGCCAGCGGCCGCAAGCCCGUAACCGUGGGGAUGUACUUCUCACUCGGCCACAGCACAAUCGUGAUCAUAACUUCGAUCGCCGUCGCUGCAACCAGCGCCUCGCUCUCGGAGCGCUUCGACUCCUUCUCGCGCGUGGGCGGAAUCGUCGGCACAGGGGUGUCCGCUGGGUUCUUGAUAGUCCUUGCGGGGUUGAAUGCGUUCGUGCUCUGGAAGCUGGUCGUGAAGCUGCGGGGCGUACUGAGAGGUGAGGGGGGCGGCGAGGAGAAUGCCCUGGCAGAGGCCCUCCAGGGCGCUGGGUGUCUCACGAGGGUGUUUAAGGGCGCGUUCAGAAUGGUCGAUAGGGAGUGGAAGAUGUAUCCACUCGGUGUGCUGUUCGGGCUGGGGUUUGACACCUCCAGCGAAGUCGCACUCCUGGGCAUAGCCAGCAUUCAAGCCGCCUCCGGUACCAGCAUCUGGCUAAUCCUCAUCUUUCCACUACUCUUCACGGCGGGAAUGUGUCUCCUUGACACCACCGACGGGGCAUUGAUGUCAGCACUUUACCAGACCUCCACGUUCUCACAGGAUAUCGUCGCAGUCCUCUACUAUAGCAUUUCACUCACCGUGAUCACGGUGCUGGUUGCAGUGGUCAUCGGAACGAUUCAGUUGUUGUCGUUGAUCUAUAAUGUUGCUGAGCCCACUGGACGCUUCUGGGAUGGCGUGGAAAAGGUGGGAGAGUAUUAUGAUAUUGUGGGUGGCAGUAUUGUGGCGCUGUUUUUGGUCGGCGCGAUAGUGAGUGUGUUGGUGUAUAAACCGUGGAGGAGGUGGGAAGAACGGAGGAGGAUCAGAAGGGAGCUUGCAGCGGGGGCGGAACG
Tricharina praecox is the source of this 1374-nucleotide messenger RNA. RefSeq names its product high-affinity nickel transport protein-like protein. Gene Ontology annotation, cellular component: plasma membrane. The transcript is spliced from 4 exons. The record is from RefSeq and is a predicted model, not a curated record. Gene Ontology annotation, biological process: nickel cation transmembrane transport. NCBI's taxonomy places the organism in Eukaryota, Fungi, Ascomycota, Pezizomycetes, Pezizales, Pyronemataceae. Gene Ontology annotation, molecular function: nickel cation transmembrane transporter activity. The annotation marks the transcript as partial.